Rhodotorula toruloides NP11 is the source of this 663-nucleotide messenger RNA. Its product is annotated as splicing factor 3A subunit 2. Gene Ontology annotation, cellular component: catalytic step 2 spliceosome; U2 snRNP; U2-type prespliceosome. Gene Ontology annotation, biological process: spliceosomal complex assembly. Bases 1 to 663 code for a protein of 220 amino acids. The transcript is spliced from 6 exons. The record is from RefSeq and is a predicted model, not a curated record. Lineage: Eukaryota; Fungi; Basidiomycota; Microbotryomycetes; Sporidiobolales; Sporidiobolaceae. Gene Ontology annotation, molecular function: zinc ion binding; nucleic acid binding.
AUGGACUACCAAAAUCGUGUUGGCUCGAAGUUCGGAGGCGGUGGAGUUGCGCGGGCGGACGAGACGGCCAUCGACCGGAGGGAGCGGUUGCGGAAACUCGCCCUUGAGACGAUCGACCUGGCAAAGGACCCCUACAUCCUGCGCAACCACCUCGGCGGAAUCGAAUGUCGACUGUGCUUGACCCUCCACACCAACGAAGGCUCGUACCUUGCGCACACCCAGGGCAAGAAGCAUCAGACGAACCUCGCACGACGAGCGGCGCGCGACGCACAUGACCCGAACUAUGCGGCGCAACUGGCGGCUCAGGCGGCGCAGAAGCCGAAGGUUCAGACGAAGACGUUCAUCAAGAUCGGCAGCCCCGGUUACCAGGUCACGAAAGUGCGGGAUCCGGUUACUGGGCAGCUGGGUCUGCUGUUCCAGGUCCACUACCCCGAGAUCAAGGAGGGCAUCAAGCCUCGGCAUCGUUUCAUGUCGGCGUUCGAGCAGAAGCAGGAGGUGCCCGCUCGGAACUGGCAGUACUUGCUGAUCGCAGCCGAACCGUACCAGACGAUCUCGUUCAAGAUCCAGGCGCGGGAAAUCGAUAGUACCGAGGGAAUGAGCUGGGAGCACUGGGACCAGGACACCAAGACCUUCUCCCUGCAGUUCCUGUUUGCGCAGAAGUAG